This is a messenger RNA of Moneuplotes crassus, 966 nucleotides long. NCBI's taxonomy places the organism in Eukaryota, Ciliophora, Spirotrichea, Euplotida, Euplotidae. The record is from the annotation of a GenBank genome assembly.
AUUUAACUGAAAACAAAAUGAUCUCGAUUCAGAAAAUCAAUGACAGAGGGAUAAUGAGAAGGAAGCCUCCAAAGAAAAUAUUGAAGCUAAAAAAGAGGAAGAAAUGUUCAAAAGAAGGCUCUGUUUCAAGAGUCUCAGAAUCUUCCAUUGAAAACCCUCAGCAGAAGCUAAAUAAGCAUGUCAGGUUCCAAGGAAUUAUCGAAUCUAUUGACAAGAUAUCCCAAGCGGGGGAGGACAUCGAGAAUUCAACUGGGGAGAGCAUAGAAGAUACUGCUUCUGAGAGCUCUGUGCGACUAUCUCUCCCAAAACAAGAAAUUUUGGAUAAGCUGGACUUUGACAUAAAUAAUAAUGAGCAGGUUAAAGUUCCAAAGUAUGAACUGGUUAUGGUCCUCAGAGAAAACGAAAAUUUGAGAAACAAAAUCUUAAAAUACAAGGACUUCAUACAUGAAAUGAGAAAAUAAAAUGGAACCCAUUAAGCACAUCAUUAUUAACUAUGAAAUUCAGAGGGAAGAAGGCAUGAAACAAGUUGAUAAGUUAAAGAGAGAGGUCAAAUCAUUGAAGAAACUACUCAGCCAGUCAAUCAAACCAGAUAGGAAAGAUAGCUCAGGUGAGAUCAUAAGACUGAAGAAAGAACUUAAGAGGGCAUAUCUAUCCAACCAAGGGGUAGAUCAGUGAGCUCAGCUUGGAAAGGAGAUAAUUUCUCUCCAGUUGAAAUUGGAUAAACAGAAAACUCUAACUGACAAAUAUAAAAGAGAAAGAUCGUUUUCAAAGACCAUAGAAAAAGUAGCUUCAGACAUUGGCUCAGUAUUUGAUACCAAGUCUAACAUCACAAUGACACCUAUCGAAACCUCAACAAGGUCAUGGUCAAGAGAGGAUAAGACAAGAAGUUCUGAUGAUUUGCUUAACCCGAAUAGAACAGCUGAUUUAAGAGUAAACUCACUCAUGAAAUUUUCGAGUUUAAAAUAA